GCUGGCUGCGCCGUGGCGAAAAAACGUGCACACAUCACUGACAAACAAACCGACCCAAACGCUGAGAGAAAGCACUCGGCGGUUUUUCACGAGCGGUGCGUCGAAAAAAACACCAGAUAAGUAGCGUUUGAGGCAUUCGUGAAGGGAACGCGGCAUGCACGCAUGCAUUAAUGUGCGCGUGCAGAUAUUUGGAGACGUUGGAGGUUUUCGAGGAAUUAAAAGUGGACUAAUGGAGAUGCCGACAAACUGAGGGGCUGGGCUGUGAGUGACUGCAUUGUUGCAUGUUUCCUGGGAUGGAAUAAUUUCCCUCCUCAUUCAUCAAAGGAAUUAUCAAAAGACUCCUCUUUUCUGUCUCAAUGUUGCUUGAAGGCAGAGAGAUGGACUGCAUCGGGAACACCAUGCAGAAGAAGGCUGCAGAGCUGGAGCGGCUGGCCGAGGUGCUCGUCACCGGAGAACAGCUGAGGCUGCGGCUCCAUGAGGCGAAAGUGAUCAAGGAUCGGCGGCACCACCUGCGUACUUACCCAAACUGCUUUGUGGCCAAGGAGCUCAUUGAUUGGCUCAUCGAACACAAGGAGGCCUCGGACCGAGACACGGCGAUCAAGAUCAUACAGAAACUCUUAGACAAGAGCAUCAUUCACCACGUGUGUGACGAGCACCGGGAGUUCAAAGACCUGAAGCUGUUUUACCGCUUCCGGAAAGAUGACGGCACAUUCCCGUUGGACAGUGAAGCCAAAGUCUUCAUGAGGGGGCAGAGGAUCUAUGAGAAGCUGAUGAACACAGAAAACACCUUGUUACAAACCAGAGAGGAGGAGAACGGGACAUUUGAGCGGGCGCUGGUGGCCGCUGAGUUCAUCGACUGGCUGCUACAGGAGGGCGAGAUGGCAACCAGGGAGGAGGCAGGGCAGCUGGGACGGAGGCUUCUCGAACAUGGCAUCAUCCAGCAUGUAACCUACAAGCACCACUUUGUCGACGGGCCCCUCCUCUACCAGUUCAGGAUGAAUUUCCGGCGUCGACGGCGGCUGAUCGAACUCCUUCACGAGCGCAGCCGCAGCAUCCCAGAGAGUCACGACAGUCCCUUCUGUCUCCGCAAACAGAACUCAGAUGGAGGCAACACCAGCUUCCUCUCAGUGAGUCCCACUAAAGAGAUUAAGGUGGUGGUCGGAGUUCGGCGGAGCAGCAUGAGCAGCAGCUGUAGCAGCAGCGGUUAUUACAGCAGCAGUCCUACGCUCGGCAGCAGUCCACCUGUCCUUUGCAACCCCAAGUCUGUUCUGAAAAGACAAGUGAGUCCAGAGGAGCUGCAGACACCAGGAGGACUUUUCGUUAAGAAGACAGUCACUAUUGUAGGUGAUGCUGUGGGCUGGGGCUUUGUGGUGCGAGGCAGCAAACCCUGUCACAUCCAGGCUGUGGACCCUGGUGGACCUGCAGCAGCUGCUGGCAUGAAGGUGUGUCACUUCGUGGUGUCGGUGAACGGACGCAACGUCCUCUCUCAGGACUACCGGACCGUCAGCAGCCUGAUCCUGACCGGAGCCAGGACAAUAGUCAUGGAGGUGAUGGAGGAGGCAUAAGUUUGAGCAGAGCCGUGACAGAAUCCCUCAUAGAUGAGUAGUGCAGUAAUAACACGGGGACUAGAAGGUUUAGGACUUGACCUCCUAACCACAGCGACAGAGUAACGUGGACGACUUGAAACACGACUCGCACUCUUUCUGUUCCAAUGAUGUUUGGACAAGGUGGAUGACUGAGAGACGGUGUGUUUAAGAAGGUAUACGAGUCAAGUAAAUUAUUCAACCUGUAGACAAAACAUGCAAGGUUGGGCUUGAUUGAGUUUUCUUUGGAUUUAGAGGCAUAAAAGAGUCAACACUUCUACAGAUGGUGAUCCAACUGCUUCAAUGAGCUCACAAAGGCUCUCAGUCCUAAUGAAAGGACGAGAGGUGAGCUUUGUCAUUAAAACCAGGAGAUGAACAAGUACAAUCUGACAAAUGUAACAAAAAGGAAGAGUAUUUUAUAUGUCGACAGUCAUUGACCUCUCCCCCAGUUAGUGUCCAACCAUGGACUUAAGCUCCUGAUGGCUCAACACUGCCCUCUGCUGGGAGAGACAGGGCGACACAGAGAGGGAGCAUUUAUACUACAGCUACAGUCCGUAAAUCACAAGUCUGGUUUCAGGGUGUUUUUUCCUGUUUGGGCAACCAGUGUGUCGAAUAGAAAAAAAUACAGAUUUCUACCCUUGUCGUGUGAAAAACAAAUGUAAAAAUGAUUCGAUGCCCAGGUAGAUAUAUAGCUGCUAGGAAUUAGUUUGCGUGAUGAAAUGUAUGUGACAUUAACGGGCACAAUGUAUAUAGAACAGUUACUAAAGACUGAACGCACAAGCCAACUGAGGAGGUACUGCUUUAGAAGAAUGGUGUUUAUCAGAUAAACUACAGCAAUGGGAACAUCUUGGAGACCUGAUACAUAUUAUUUAAAGGAUAAAUUACCCCUUAUUUUUUGUUUUUUUAAGAUGACACAUGCAAACAAGAAACUUCCACUUUGACAUAAGAUGUCAUUAUUUGUAAAGACACGUCAGAGUGCAAAUCUUCUCUCUCAACAUGUUUACAAUUUAAGGAAAGAUUUGAGAAACAUUUCUAAGACGUGUUGCAUUUAUUGCCAAAAAACUAGGUGUUUCAUUCCAGUGGAAAUGCCAAAUAAUUACUAAACUACAAUUAGUUAGUGUCAUGUGCUGCCAACCAGAUUUAAUUGGGAAUCAAGAUGUCCUUGUAGCAAAGAGUAGAUUCUGUUGAUAAUAUAUAUAUUAUAUUUUAUAUUCUUUUAUGUUUUAAGAAUUAAAGGGGAGGAUUACUAUAUGAGCACUUGACCUAUUACACUUUUGUUUUGUAUUGACAAAAGCACUUAGGUGACAAAAGCUUGCUAUUUAAAAACAGAAUUUGAAUAUGUAUAUGCAUAUAUACAUACCUAUACUGUAUGGGAGCACAGAUUCUGGAAAUAUCUUGUCAAUAUACUGGAAUGGCAGCAACAGAACCUCCACAAAUUAAUUGUUUCUUUAUUAUUAUUUGAUUGAAAUUACCCUUUAAUGUGGUUAGCUGGACUUAAGAAGGCUUAAAGUUGAUAUAAAUAGAUUUGUAUCUCAUUAGCCUCCAAAAUAUCAUCAGAAUUGACUAUUUGUAUACACUGUGCCACCAUGUGCUUAGACAUACUAGCAUGAGAAGAUCAAAUUGAAAACUAUAUGGUAACAAAAAAGUAGAGCAUGGAUUAGUGAUGCUCAAGUUGCUUAUACAGUAUGUGUCUGUAAUCUAUGUUUAACUCCUGAGUAAACACUUGUUUCUAUAUCGUAUAGGCUUCUCCCCGAAGAGCUGUCGCUAUUGGGUUUGUCCUUGCAGGUAUUUGCAAACGUAAAGAUUUAUUGCGUGCCCGUAAAUGAAAGACGUGCACAGUCGGGGCCUCCCCGCCUUAUAAUGUGUGGAAGUUACAGUCUGUGAACUGUUGUAUGUUUUCUGCUUGGGGACAUUGGUGUCACAGUGACGAUAUCAGCUUCACCUUUUAUCCAAUAGCAACAGCUCUAAGAGGGCCAAGCCCAUACAACACGAAACGUUAGUGACCAUUUGUAACUCCAGAUACGAGUGUCGACGUAGCCCUCCAAGCUGUGGGCCCCUCUGGUUCCGCCUUCGGUCACUGAAGAAAUAAAGGUUCAAAUUGGGAGCAGAACUAUGGACGCGAGUGCGGAUGUAAGGUUGGGCCGUGCAGAGCACAAGGGCGCCAAAACAAUCAUCAAGACUGCGCCUGUGCAUGGGGAUGAACCCAACUGCUACAACUCUUGGAGGGCUACGCCUUCACCCCAAAAAGUUACAAUCCAUAACUUAACAUUACUUGUUUGUUUUAGACAACACAACACUGCCUGGUUCAUUGAAUUUUUACUAAAUUUAGUCCUGAAGAGAAGUUAUUACUGAAUACAAAUGCAGGAAACUUUUUCUGUUCAACAUGAACAUAUAUUCAGGAAAUCUUUAUUGCCAAACAGUAGAAUUAACCCACGGCGUACGUCACAGUGAACUGCCUGCAAGUCUCCGAAGUCAGUUGUUCGGUGGGCGUCUCAUUUGUUGUUCCUCAAUGUGCUUCGGUGUUGUACGCAGUGAAAUGCAUGAUUCCUGUAAAUCUGUGCUUCUGUCGGCAUUCGGCUUCUAAUCCAAAGCGCUUCUUCAGUCUCUUGACUUGUAGGACUGAGUUAUCUGACAAAUCAUUUCACAGGUGAAGUAGUUCUUAACAUGCUUUCUGCAACGCUCCAUUUUCAGGACAAUGAUAAAAGAACAACACUUCCUCAGCUGUGUAAACAAGAAGCGUAUCAAAUUACUAUGGAACAUUUUACAGACAUUGGUGAUGUUUUCUGGUUGAUGAACAUUCAUGACAUGUUGUGUUAGUUGCUGAUCUCAAAACUGUUCGCUCGGGUGAUGCCAUACAACAUACUACUGAACAUUGCUCAUGUAAAGGUCAUGGAUAUUUUGUUGUUUUGAGUUUGCAGUGUUUGGAGAAGAUAUAAUAGGGACCCUGGACAUUAGAGUUUUUGACAUUUUUGGAUACGUUUACAGAGUUCUUUAAUACGAUUUUUCCACACAGCCAAUCAGCAGGUAGCGUGACAAAAAUGACUUGUUCUGCAUUAGUGAUUCUUCUCGAGGCUUUUCAUUAGUCUACUGUAGAGAUAUCAUUAUUCUUUAAAAGCUGAUAUCUACACAUUGGUGAAGUUUGGGGAAAUGGCUGGAAGGUUGUGAUUCUGAAAAAGAAGACGGAAAUGUUUCUUGUUUGUCUGGAGGCCGUUUGGAAAGGUUGGUUAUGAUAACGGUUGAGGUUUAGCAAAUGAAAGUAUGCAGAAGUGUGACACGUGUCCCUUCACAUGUAUUAAAACGUCUGGAGGGACUUCUGUGGUCGUUAGUUGGCUGAAACGGGCUCACUGACUGUUCAACAAUAAAGCCUGAAAGCAUUUGCCUUAAGACCUCAUGUUGCUGCUAAUCACAGUUGGUGGUCAUCUUUUCUCUUGUUCUGUUCCCAGAUCUGUUUAUCUCUGACCUUGUAUAUCAGAAGUGCUCGUGUAACAGGUGAUCGUGCCGCAGUUCUGUAGACAAUCAGUAUUUUAUGGACGCCACCUUCAAAAAGCACAACCGCGGUUUCAAAAGCAAUGUUCCGACAGAAUGUAUUUCCUUCUACAUUGUGCUGUGGAUAUUGUCAAUUUUCUACUUCAGCUUUGAUGGUUGGUUCACUCGCUUAAUUAAAGGGAUUCUUUUUGCUUUGUGUUCACCUCAUGAGGCCAGAGUGGGGGCCCCAACAUUUUCAAUUGUGUUUAUUUUCACCGCUACCAGAGAUUUAACGUUGGGUUUGACGACGAUAUAAGCUCACACAGUACCACAGUCUGUUUUUGACAAAGCAGCUUAAAGCUAAUUCUGAUGUUCUGAUGUAUUAAACAGUUGAUUAAGUGUUUAAUAAACAAACUGAUUCUA
Molecule: messenger RNA, 5471 nt
Organism: Anarrhichthys ocellatus (wolf-eel)
Lineage: Eukaryota; Metazoa; Chordata; Actinopteri; Perciformes; Anarhichadidae
Gene: deptor
Product: DEP domain containing MTOR-interacting protein
Exons: 10
Coding region: 357-1565 (402 amino acids)
Biological process (GO): positive regulation of GTPase activity; intracellular signal transduction; negative regulation of TOR signaling
Cellular component (GO): plasma membrane
Molecular function (GO): guanyl-nucleotide exchange factor activity; protein binding; GTPase activator activity
Source: RefSeq, a predicted model, not a curated record